Molecule: messenger RNA, 1778 nt
Organism: Owenia fusiformis
Lineage: Eukaryota; Metazoa; Annelida; Polychaeta; Sabellida; Oweniidae
Source: the annotation of a GenBank genome assembly
CCGGGAUCCCUCUUUCCGUUUCCAGGGAAUAUCUUGUCACUAAUUUCGAUUACUUACGAGUUUAGUUAUCUUAACCUAAACAAUUUUAUUGCACAUAUAUGUGAACAUGAUGUUUCACUCACACACAUAGUUAGGAGAUUGAAUCGUAGCACGAUUGCACUGGACUAAUAGGGACUUUGAACCCUUCAGUACAAUAUGGAUAGUUUAUUGAAAUCUGCUCUAAAGAUAGAUACCGUGGAGUUUGUUAGAACAGUAGAAGGUGGAUUGGUUAACAAGGCUGCUAUAUAUCAUGCUGGAGGACGUAACGUGUUUGUCAAAACAAACGAUGUCUCACAUGCAAGACAGCUUUUUGAGAGUGAAGAGGAAAGUCUAAAGACAAUAGCUGCAACGUCCGUCGUAAGAACACCAACCACAUUCGGAGUAUACGAUAAUCUAGAUGACGGAAGUGCUUCACUAUUGAUGGAAUGUCUUCCAGAUCUGAAACCAAUCUCAUCAUCAGACGGCUGGACACGACUCGGGGAAAUAGUUGCAAGAAUACAUCUUCAUAAUAAACAGCUGCUCCAAGCAUCAUCUACAGCACAUGUGGAAAGAAGUCAUCAAAAUAAACCUUUGAAUGCUGGGAAAGACGCACCUGUUUUACAGCCACAGAAGAACUUUGGGUACCAUGUACCAUCAUUCUUUGGUUCACACUUUCGAAUUGAGCCCACGUGGAAGAAAUCGUGGCAGGAAUACUUCACAGAAAAUUUGUUGAACCCAAUAUAUCAACAGAUUUUAGAAAAGUUUGCCUGCACUGAAUUACAGGAACAAUGGUCUAUAUUACUACAACACAUGGACUACUUCUUUAAAAAUAUCACCAUAACGCCAUCUAUUCUCAUUGGUGAUCUAGCUGCAAUAAACCUUGGUGAAACCGAAGGCGAGAUCGUCAUUUUUGAUCCAUGUUGUCUUUACGGGUUUUCAGAGUUUGAUCUCACCCAAGCUCUAGCAUUCGAUGAAUUUCAAGAGCCAUUUUACGAGGCCUACUUUAAAUUGAUUCCAAAACAAGAAAGGUUCGAGGAGAGGCUUAUGCUACAUAAACUGUUUGCAUAUUUGCUAUGUUGGACAUAUGAGAUAGAAGGAAUGGAACAGUUGGCCAAGACAGAGUUGAGAAAAAUCACAAAUAUGUUGACAAGUGUGUAGUUUGCAGCAAAGUUAAUGUACAACGACGCACAAUAAAGGGAGAGCGCGGCAUGGAUGGAGAAAUUUCAGAAUCUAUUUCGAACUCACAGAUUAAUUCCACGUUUCUUAGCUUUUAUCUUAUACAUUCGUAAUUUUUCACAUUUCAAAUUCUCGAGUACUCGUCUCAUAUUCCGUAGGUCAUAUCAUCGCACCCUAAAUAAAUACAUGUAUUCUUUUCAACUCGAUGUGCUUGUAGUUCAGUGUAGUUUAGUGUUGAGUAGUGUAGUGUAGUGUAGUGUACGAUAUAACGCAGUGACUUGUAGACGAAACGCUGUAUAGAUUAUUCUUGUGAAUGGAGCAUUCACAUUUUGACAAACCAUGAUGAGGUUGUAUAUUCAAUAAUGAAAACGGGCAAAUAGAUUUAUGUUUUUAUUAACAUAGAGUUGACAUUUUGUAUGCACCAUUCGCAUUCAUUUGACUUAUCUUCUUAAAAUGUGGCUUCGUGUAGUUUUUAGCUCCGUGUACCUUUUCACUUUAAAGCUAAAAAGCUAAAGCCUCAGCCCUUUUUGUUCAACUGCGGUCGUACGCCAACCGUAGCUUCACAAAAUCUAUAUGGAAAAUAU